Messenger RNA from Xiphias gladius (swordfish), 1555 nucleotides. It is a transcript of the gene mapk13, whose product is annotated as mitogen-activated protein kinase 13. Gene Ontology annotation, molecular function: MAP kinase activity; ATP binding. The record is from RefSeq and is a predicted model, not a curated record. NCBI's taxonomy places the organism in Eukaryota, Metazoa, Chordata, Actinopteri, Istiophoriformes, Xiphiidae. The transcript is spliced from 12 exons. Gene Ontology annotation, cellular component: nucleus; cytoplasm. Gene Ontology annotation, biological process: protein phosphorylation; intracellular signal transduction. The coding region runs from base 146 to 1243 and encodes 365 amino acids.
ACGGAAAUACGAUAUAGGGUUUAUCGUCUCGUAUUUGAGCAGUGCUCUGCUUUACCUUGUGGACAAGUGACAGGCGUACAGGAGAAGGGAGGAGAAGUUUUGUUUGUUUGUUCUUUCCUCCUAGCUUCGCCUUCUCCCCUUCAUCAUGGAGGCUCGGGCACAGGCACACUUCUCUCGGGAGGAAAUCAACAGCACGGUGUGGGAAGUACCGGAGAAAUACUCGCGGCUCAAACAGAUAGGGACCGGGGCGUACGGCUCGGUGUGCUCAUCAAUAAAUGAGAAGACUACAGAGAAAGUGGCCAUCAAGAAGCUCCACAGGCCCUUCCAGUCAGAGAUCUUUGCUAAGAGGGCCUACAGAGAGCUGCGACUGCUCAAACACAUGAAGCAUGAAAAUGUGAUAGGACUGCUUGAUGUGUUUACACCUGCCUCAGGCCUCAAUGACUUCCAAGACUUCUACCUGGUGAUGCCUUACAUGUUUACUGACCUGUCGAAGGUGCGCGGCCAUCUCUCAGACGACAAAGUCCAGUUUCUCGUCUACCAGAUGCUUUGUGGACUCAGGUACAUUCACAAGGCUGGAAUCAUCCACAGGGAUCUUAAGCCCGGAAACUUGGCAGUAAACCAAGACUGUGAACUGAAGAUCCUGGACUUCGGUCUGGCUCGCAGUGCUGACACUGAGAUGACGGGCUACGUGGUGACCCGUUGGUACCGGGCACCUGAGGUCAUUCUGAACUGGAUGCACUACACCCAGACUGUGGACAUCUGGUCCGUGGGCUGCAUCAUGGCAGAAAUGAUCAAUGGAAAGACCCUUUUCAAAGGAAAAGACUACAUGGACCAGCUGACUCAGAUCAUGAAAGUGACUGGAGUGCCUGGACCAGAGUUCGUACAGAAGCUGGACAGUCCAGAGGCCAGAAAUUAUGUUAAGGCUCUUCCACGUUAUCCCAGAAAAGACUUCUCAACGUUGUUCACCAGAGCCAGUGCAAAGGGUAUCGACCUGCUGGAGAAGAUGCUGGUUCUGGACGGAGACGAGAGGCCCACAGCGGAACUGGCUCUGGAGCACCCGUACUUCGACAGCCUGAGGGAUCCUGACGACUUUCCUGAGCCUGCGCCAUAUGAUGACAGCCAUGACAACGCCACAUUGUCCCUGGAUGAGUGGAAGCGGUUAUGUUUCAGAGAGUUGAAAAGCUUUGUGCCGUUCCCACGGCGGGACUCCAAGAGGAAAAACACCCUGACUAUGUCUCCGUGACCUGAUGAAUGUCAUGCCCCAACCAACACAGAAUGCAGCCAGUCGUGCCCUUGUAUAUUCUAACCAUGGAUUCACUCUGUUUUCUUUUAGCCUGGAUAUGUUUAGAUUUUGAAUCAGUGUUCAGAAAAGUGGUAAUUUUAAAACUUUCACCAUUUUUUUUAUGUGCAAUUAUUCACCAAAUGUGGAUUGCUCUUUGUGUUACACAUUCCUUAUCAGUGAAGAGCUUUGCAAAUGUAUUGUGACCAAAAGUCACAAGGUUUAUUUUAAGAUUUACUGUAUUAUUUUUUUUCAAUUAAACAAAAAGACAAGAUA